ACUAGCCUUCUUACGCGCACGCCGCACACAGCUCCCAACUUAGUCUAAACUCCACGGGAGCGGUUUUCCAGCUUUGCGCAGCCCGAAGGCGUCAGUCUGCGUUUACGCAUCAAACACUCGGCCACAGUGCGCGCGGUUUUGUGUAUCCGUGAUAGUGAACGUUACAAUCAAUCAACAUGAGCAACUACAUUAAAAUUGCGUUUAUAGCGUGCGCGUGUAUAGCUGUGGCCGUGGCGCAGUUUGGAUAUUAUGGAGACUUUUCUGACGGAUACUUGGGCACAAGCUUCGGUGCAUCCGGUUUCCAGAAUACGCUGCGGGCGGCUGCAGUCAGAGAUUCUCGGUCUAAUACCGGUCCCGUGGUAUUUCCCCCCUCUCCCCCCGGCGACCCGUCCCAGACCAGCGGUGUGGUGGUCGGCGCAUCCGGAUUCGGUUUCGUACCACCCGGCUCGCAAGGAUCGGCAGCGACGAGAUUUUACUACCCCGCAUUUUACUUAAGAAGAUAGAAGCGAAUUAGG
Hyposmocoma kahamanoa is the source of this 515-nucleotide messenger RNA. RefSeq lists its product as uncharacterized. The transcript is spliced from 5 exons. The record is from RefSeq and is a predicted model, not a curated record. NCBI's taxonomy places the organism in Eukaryota, Metazoa, Arthropoda, Insecta, Lepidoptera, Cosmopterigidae. Bases 177 to 503 code for a protein of 108 amino acids.